Messenger RNA from Spirometra erinaceieuropaei, 2022 nucleotides. The record is from the annotation of a GenBank genome assembly. NCBI's taxonomy places the organism in Eukaryota, Metazoa, Platyhelminthes, Cestoda, Diphyllobothriidea, Diphyllobothriidae.
AUGAUGUUGUGCACCAUAUCCACACCAGCUCGACCAGCUCCGCAGCGUUUCCAGGCCGCGAAGGCGGAGUUUGAAAACAUGCUGCAACUGGGAAUAAUUCGACCGUCCGAGAGCCCUUCGGCGUCUCCACUGCACAUGGUGCCCAGGGCGAUAUUGGGCGACUGGCGACCCUGUGGCGACUAUCGAGCCCUCACCAACGCUACCAUUCCUGAUCGGUACCCCGUGCCUCAUCUUCAGGACUUUGCUGGAGCCCUUUUCGGCAAUGCGGUUUUCUCGAAGAUUGAUCUGGUGCGUGCUUUUCAUCAGAUUCCCGCGCCCCUGGGGACAUCCCUAAAACCGCCGUCACCACACCCUUCGGUCCCUUCCAGUUCAGCCGCUUGCCGUUUGGUCUUCGUAAUGCGGCCCAAACGUUUCAGAGGUUCAUCGACCAUGUCUUUCGUGGCCUACCCUUUGUGUACGCCUACAUUGAUGACCUCUUGGUGGCCAGCCGGAAUGAGGAAGAACACAAAGACCGGUUUGCCUUGGUGUUUGACCGCCUUGACAAGUUUGGUGCUGUCAUCAACCCCUCCAAGUGCGUGUUAGGUGUGCCUUCGCUCGAUUCCUGGGCCAUCAGAUCAUAUCUGAAGGUUUGCGUCCCCACCCCUCCAAUGUUGAAGCAGUUCGUAAUUGUCCUCCUCCAACUUCCAAGCGUCAGUUUCAGCGAUUCCUCGGCAUGGUCAAUUUUUACCGCCGGUUCCUACCGAACUGUGCUAACCUCAUGUUGCCGCUCACCAACAUGCUUUCUGGUCCCAAAGGCCCCUUCGAGCUGACUGGUGACGCACUGACUACUUUUGAGUGAAACAAGAAUUCACUUCCCGACGCCAUUUGACUCACGCAUCCCUCUCCCGAAGCUCAGCUGUCUCUGAUGUUAGAUGCUUCGACCGUAGCCGUAGGUGUAAUCCUUCAACAACAACUUGCUGGUUCGACUAAACCACUUGCCUUUUUCUCCAAAAAGCUCUUACCAGCUGAGACACGCUGCAGUACCUUUGGCCCUGAACUACUGGCCAUAUACCUGGUUGUGAAGCAUUUCCGGCAUUUCCUUGUAGGUCGUGACUACUUUGUUUUCACUGACCACAAACCGUUGACUUUUGCGCUUCGUUCCCACUCCGAUAAGUACAAUCCGAGUAAAACCGCCCACCUGGACUACAUCUCCCAAUUCACCACCGACAUCCGCCACAUAGAUGGCACCAAGAAUGAGGUGGCAGAUAUGCUGUCCAGACCCUCACUGUCUUCCCUCUAACUCUCACACGGGAUCGAUCUUUGUGCCAUGGCGGCUGAGCAACAGCGAGUUGGUUGUCCAGAUGAGGAGUCUGUUAGUGGUCUCCAACUCAAAGACGUUCCUCUGACCACUGUCUCUGUUACUAUACUUUGUGACGGCUCAAAUCCCUUUCAUCUCAAUUUCGUGCCCACCUCGAUGCGUCGAGCUGUUUUUCAAACUUUGCAUGGUUUCUCCCACCCUGGGAUCCGAGCCUCUCAAAAGCUCCUUUUGGAAAGUUUUGUAUGGCCUGGCAUAAACAAGGACGUCAAAGCUUGGACCCGGUCGUGUCUGAGCUGCCAGCUCAACAAGGUGCAGCGGCACAACAAGGCCCCAUUGGCACCUUUCCCGGCCCUGGUGCAAGGUUGAGCCACGUUCACCUGGACAUUGUAGGCCCCCUGCCUCUGCCCAAUGGUUGUUCCUAUCUCCUCACCUGUGUGGAUCGGUUCACUCGGUGGCCUGAAGCAGUUACCCUGCUUGACAUUGCUGCUCCAACGGUGUUCUAGGCUUUUCUCCCCCGUUCGGUUGCUAUCUUUGCUGCACCCUCCACAAUCACAACUGACCGUGGUGCCCAGUUUAAGCCUAACCUCUUCCAGUCUUUACUCUCCUUUUUAGGAUGUGCCCGCAUACGGACGACAGCCUAUCACCUGGCAGCUAACGGGGUGGUCGAGCGGUUUCACUGCCAGCUGAAGGCCUCCCUGCUCGUCGCGGCCGAUCCGGAGAACUGA